Molecule: messenger RNA, 1203 nt
Organism: Halteromyces radiatus
Lineage: Eukaryota; Fungi; Mucoromycota; Mucoromycetes; Mucorales; Cunninghamellaceae
Product: Alpha/Beta hydrolase protein
Exons: 3
Coding region: 26-1159 (377 amino acids)
Molecular function (GO): hydrolase activity
Source: RefSeq, a predicted model, not a curated record
UUUUUUUUUUUUAUUUCUUAUUUUGAUGAUGGCAUCAUAUCAUCCUGGGGUUAAAACAUGGUUGAUUGCUCUUUUGACAACCUUUUGGGCAUAUCGUAAAACUCGUAAUCUCGCGAUUGAUAUGAUUUUCAAGACAAUCAAAGGAUUUCUUUUAUGUCUUCCACACAAACAACGAUCACAAGUAGUGAAAUACCUAUUGGGACGACCCACGAAAUCAUCCCGUCGAUUGGUCCAUCAAACCACAUUACCGCAUGGUUCACAAUGGGAUCAUGUAGCUUCGUUGGCCAAAUCACCUUUGAAUGCCACAUGGGUGGCUGGGCACUGGUUUGCCAAGGACAUUCAAAGAAAAAAACACAAUUCUUCUUAUUAUCGGGUUCAUGAUUAUGUGGAGAACACCAUCAACAAAACUGCCGACUUGGUGCUACUCUACAUUCAUGGGGGUGGGUUCCGUGUAGGUAGUAGUACGAUGUAUCCUGAUUUCUUUUUACGCUUGAUGCAUCGACUUGAAAAAGUGCAUGAUAUCCAUUUGACCAUUUUAUCCCUCGAGUAUGAUCUUGCUCCUGAACAUGAUUGGCAUCGUAUGUUGGACCAAGCCAAUGAUGCUUUUCGAUAUCUUUUGUCAUUAGGUGUUCAUAGUUCAAAAAUCAUCAUUGGUGGUGAUUCGGCAGGUGGUCAUUUGACAGGUAUGUUAUUACCAAGAUUAAUUGAACAACAUCAACCUGUACCUUUGGGAGGCAUUAUGAUUUCUCCUCUUGUGACAUUUGAUCAUUCAUCUCCUAGUUUUACUCAACAUGCCGCGUUUGAUUGUUUACCCGAUUCCAUGAUGAAGCAAGAUUUGACUGAACUUUUCCCCGAAUUACGUAAGGAGACCUGGCAACAACAAUUGGAACAAUGGAGUCCUUUGCAUGUGGAUAGUACUGGUUUACCUCCCAUGUUGGUGACUUAUGGUCAACGUGAGCGAUUUGCUAAUGAUGUUGAACGCUAUAUCACUCGUUUAACACAACAAGAGGUGGAUGUUCAUGUCAUCACCCGUCAUAAUGAACCUCAUGUCUAUGUCACUUCUCCUUUGUUAGCUUCCACCAAACGUGCCUGGGCAAAUGAUUGUGAUAAACUUGCUGAUUGGUGUUCUCAACGUAUAAAACAAAGUGAUGCUUAUUAAAUAAUAUAUUUUUUUUUAUUUAUUAUAAUAAAAGAAUUUUAAAC